Messenger RNA from Mytilus californianus (California mussel), 1553 nucleotides. Its product is annotated as neuronal acetylcholine receptor subunit alpha-10-like. The record is from RefSeq and is a predicted model, not a curated record. Bases 54 to 1457 code for a protein of 467 amino acids. Gene Ontology annotation, cellular component: membrane; neuron projection; synapse. Gene Ontology annotation, molecular function: transmembrane signaling receptor activity; extracellular ligand-gated monoatomic ion channel activity; neurotransmitter receptor activity. NCBI's taxonomy places the organism in Eukaryota, Metazoa, Mollusca, Bivalvia, Mytilida, Mytilidae. Gene Ontology annotation, biological process: regulation of membrane potential; signal transduction; nervous system process. The transcript has a single exon.
AUAGCAACGUCUGAAACAUCCAAAACACAGGCUUUAUUACAGGUAAAAUUAGUAUGAUGUUAUACCAAUCUAGAAGGAACAUGGAUUUUGCUCUAUUUAUUUUCUGUGCAUAUUUAUUUAUCGCAAAACUGAUGGCCUACAGCAUUACUGAUGUAAUAGUGUUAAAAAAAGAUUUAUUUAAAAACUAUGAUAGACAAAUUAUUCCUGUUAUGGACAUGAACUCAUCUGUGAAAGUGUCGAUGUAUUUUUCGCUUUUAUCGGUUUACGAGCUGGAUAUGAAGAAUCAAUUGCUGUCCACGUCAGCAGCAUUCAAGAUAUCUUGGAGAGAUGAGCUUAUGGUAUGGAACUUAACAAAUUACAGUGGUAUUGAUCGAUUGACAGUUACCCUAGCGUCUAUUUGGAAACCUGAUGUUAUAAUUUUGAAUUCUGUAAGUACACAGAAAAUGCUGACAAAUGAUGAUGAUGAUCAUUACGUCACCGUCAAUCAUGAUGGAUUAAUUGAAUGGUGGGCUUAUGUUAAUUUACAAACUCACUGUAAAGUUGAUAUGACGAAUUAUCCCUUUGAAACUCAAACAUGCGACAUUAACGUAACGAAAUCCUAUCUUAAUGAUCAGUCUGAAAUAUUACGAAGUGAAGGGGAUUCUUUAAGCCUUGCCAAUUUUGUACCCAAUGGUGAAUGGGAGGUUCUGUCAUUUUACUCAUAUGGGCAAGUCUUUUUUCGAUCGAAUACAGAAAUCUCUGGUUUGCAAUUGAAGAUAAAAAUGAAACGUAAAAGAACGUUUUACACUUGGAAUUUCCUGAUGCCGUCAAUUUCGUUAUCAAUUGCUGAUUGUUUUUCCUUUUUGUUACCUGCAAAAAGUUCUGAAAAACUUGGUUUAUCAAUUUUUGUUUUUCUGGCAAAUGCAGUGCUCAUUCGCCUCUUCAAUGAUUCUAUGCCACCAAAUUCUGAUGAUGUAUCUAAUUUUGGAAGAUUGCUUUGGAUCAAUAUCUUAAUAAGUGGGCUUGUUAUUAUGAUGAAUGUUAUAAUUACAUCGUUGUUUUAUUGCAAGUCUCCAAAAUGCAUUUCUAAGUGUUGUUUUAAUUGCACCGAUGUGUUCAAAUGUAGAAAAUUUACGAAACGAUGCAAAUGUUGUAAACAUGAUCACUCAAAGGAAAAGGAGGUAAAAAAGAAAACUAACAACAAAAUUGAAUCUCCAACAGCGGAAGUGAAAGAAGAAUAUACUUUGAUUACAAACGGAAAUAUAUCUAUUCAGGUAAAGGAAGGAUUCGAUCAAUUAUAUAUUCAUCAAAACGGAAUGAAAAUACAACUCGGAGCAAUAAUUGACUACAUGGAUAUUAAUAAACGUAUUGCAUGGUCAGACGUUUCGCGAAAUAUUGAUAUCAUUGCAAGUACUUUUAUCUUUUUAGCAUAUGCUAUAUUAUAUUUUGUGCACAUAAAAAUAUUAUCAUUAAUCUAAUUUGAGCGAUGAUAUACAUACACUCUAUAUUACUGUUUAAGGAAUUGCAGACUAAAAUUCAAAACAUUGAUAAAUAAACGAUAGUAUAGAGCUCCA